AAUGAAAACAGAUGGUUCUGGUGAAAAUUAGGCUCUAACAAAUGGAAAUGGAUCAAAUACAUAACCAUAACAAGAACCAAUGGUUCCAUAUUUUGAACUUCUUAGGUAUGCAAGCCCAAAAGAUAAAGUACUAAUGUUCUUAGGUGGGUUUGCAGCAUUUUGUAAUGGAGCAGCAUUUCCAAGUUUUUCAAUAAUAUUUGGAGACAUGACUGAUUCAUUUUCUGAAGCAGGAGAUGAAAUGGUUCGAUAAGCAGGUUUGAAUGCAAUGUAAGAAUAUAAAAAUGAAUAUAGAUAUUUCAUUAUUGUGGCAGUAGGUACAAUGCUUAUGUCAUUUAUAAUGUUUGCAACUUGGAUGAUAACAGGAGAGAAUUAAAGUAUAGAAUUUAGAAAGAGAUACUUCGAAGCUAUAUUAAAAUAGGAAAUAGGAUGGUUCGAUACAAUUAAUCCUAAUGAAUUAAAUAGUAAAGUAGCGAAUGAAACAUUUGCAGUAUAAGGAGCAAUAGGAGAGAAAGUUCCAACAUUUAUAAUGACAUUUUCUAUGUCUUUCUUUGGAUUCUUAAUUGGCUAUAUUUAGUAAAAAUAAUAAUAAAUAUUUUAGUGGUUGGUAAUUAGCUUUAGUAGUAACAGCUACUUUACCAGCAAUUUCAAUAGCAACAGCAAUAUUUGCAAUAAUAAUUUAAACAUCUGAGAAUGCAACAUAAAAAGCAUAUUCUGAUGCAGGAGCAUUAGCAGAAUAAGCAAUUAAUGCAAUAAAGACAGUAAAGAUGUUAGAUGGUGAAGAUUUUGAAGUUGAGAAAUAUAAAAAAUAUCUUCUUUAAGCAACAGCUACAACAAUUAGUUAUUAAUUUGGAGUAGGAAUAGCAUUUGGAUUUUUAUGGGCAGCAAUGUUAUGGGCAUAUGCACUUGGUUUUUGGUAUGGAGCUAAAUUAAUUUCUGAUUAAGUAAUAAAUAAUAUUUAUAUAGACUUUAAAUCAUAAUAUGGAUUAAGUAUAUACAGUUGGAGAUGUAAUGAUUAUCUUUUUUGCUAUUCUCACAGGUGGAUUCUCUUUAGGUUAAGCAGGUCCUUGUGUAUAGAAUUUUGCUAAAGGUAGAUAAGCAGCUGUUAAAAUGUUUGCUAUUUUAGAUAGAACUCCAAAAAUAGUUAAUCCUAUGAAACCAUUAAAAUUGACUUCAUUUAAUGGAAGAAUAUUAUUAAAGAAUAUUGAAUUUAGUUAUCCUAAUAGACCUGAUCAAAAGAUUUUAAAAGGAUUAAAUUUAGAUAUACCAGCAGGUAAAAAAGUAGCUUUAGUUGGUGAAAGUGGUUGUGGUAAAUCUACAGUAAUGUAAUUAAUUGAAAGGUUUUAUGAUUCAGAAAAAGGAGAAGUAUUAUUUGGUGGAGAAGGAGGAAUCAAUGUAAAGGAUUUAGAUUUAAUUGAUUUAAGAAGUAGAAUUGGUCUAGUAGGAUAAGAACCAGUACUAUUUGCUACAAGUAUUAAAGAAAAUCUAUUGUAUGGUAAAACAGAUGCAACAGAAUCUGAAAUGAUAGAUGCAUUAAAGAAAGCAAAUGCUUGGGAUUUUGUUUCUAAAAUGGAUAAAGGUUUAGAAACUUAUGUAGGAAUAGGAGGUGGAUAAUUAAGUGGUGGAUAAAAAUAAAGAAUUGCUAUUGCAAGAGCUAUUUUAAAAAGACCAUAAAUACUAUUAUUAGAUGAAGCUACUAGUGCUUUAGAUAGAACUAAUGAAAGAUUAAUUUAAGAAACUUUAGAUGAAGUAUCUAAAGGAAUUACUACUAUUGUUAUUGCUCAUAGAUUAAGCACUAUAUAAAAUGCUGAUUUAAUUUAUGUUAUUGACAAAGGAGUUGUUGUUGAAAUUGGAACACAUUAAGAAUUGAUGAAUUUACAUGGCAAAUAUGAAAUCUUAGCUAAAAAUUAAAUUUAAGCAUAAAAUCAAGAAAAUGAUUCUGGAUCUUAAAGUUCAGGAUCUUAGAAGAAUCUUUAAGAUUAAUAAGUAGGUUCUUAAAGAUCUCUCAAAAUUAAAAUGAAUAUGGUUGAUCAAUAAAAUAUAGCACUUGCUGUUAAAGAAGAAAUUGAUAGAUUCAAAUAAUUAGAAGUACCAGAAUUAGUCAAAAAAGUUUCAGGAUAAGGACAUCAUCAUCAUCAUCAUCAUAAAAAAAAUGAAACUGAUUUAGAAGCAUAACCUUUACCAAAAAAAGAUGAACCAAAAAAAGAGGUCGAUGCUUAAAUGGGUAGACUAUUUACUUAUAAUUCUGAUGAAAAACCUUAAUUCUUUAUUGGUAUUAUUGCAGCCUUAGCAAAUGGAUGCACAUUCCCAGUAUUCUCAUUAUUCUUAGCUGAAAUGAUUACUGUCUUAGUUGAAUCUAAUCCUUCCUUUGCUGAUUAUAAAUGUUCAAUGACAUAUAACAAUCCAACACCAUAAAUGUGUUAACUCUUAAAAGAUGAUCUUAAAGAUGAAGUUAAAAACAAAGCUGAUAGACUUGCUCUUUGGUUCUUCUUGAUUGGACUUGCUGCUUAAAUUCUAUGGACAUUCCAAAUGUAUUUCCUUGCAUAUGUUGGAGAAAAAUUAACUUGUAAAAUUAGAUUAGAUACAUACAGAAAAUUAUUAAGAAUGCCUAUCCCUUAUUUUGAUAUUCCCAAAAAUAAUGCAGGUACUUUGACAAGCAGACUAUCCGUGGAUUGUAAAUUGAUUAAUGGGCUAACAUCAUCAAUUUUAGGUAUUAAUAUAUCAAAUGUUGGUGCAUUGAUUUGUGGUUUGGUUAUUUCAUUUGUUGCAAGUUGGUAAAUGACAUUAAUUAUGCUUGGAUUGGCACCAUUAUCGUAUGUUGGAGGAAUAUUAUAAGCAAAAUUUUUGUAAGGAUUUUCAGAUUUAACAGAUGAGGCAUAUAAAGAUUCAGGUAAUUUGAUAAUGGAAGCAGUGACAAAUAUAAGAACAGUUGUAUCAUUUGGAAAUGAAUAGAUAAUUCUUGGAAUAUAUUCAAAGAAGGUUUAACUUCCAUUAAUGAAAGCAAAAGAAAGAGGGAUUUAUGCUGGUUUGGCAUUUGGUUUUUCAUAAAUGCAAAUGUUUAUAAUAAAUGCAAUAGUAUUUUAUGUAGGAGCAAUUCUUUGUAGAGAUGAAGUAAUUACUAUAGAAGGUAUGUUUAAAUCAAUUCUUGCAAUAACAUUUGCAACAAUGAGUGCAGGAAAUAAUGCAGCAUUUGCAGGUGAUAUAGGAGCUGCUAAGAAUGCAAGCAGAAACAUUUUUGAAAUAUUAGAUAGUGAAGAUGAAUUUUAAAGAGAAGAGAGAUUAAAAAAAUAAAAGAUUACAAAACCAGUUCAAGGAGAUAUUCAUUUUAAUAAUUUGACUUUUAAAUAUGUAGGAAGAGAUAAGAAUGUAUUUUAAAAUUUAAGUUUGAGUGUUAAGUAAGGAUAGAAAGUAGCAUUUGUUGGUCCAUCUGGUUGUGGUAAAUCUACUUUGAUGUAAAUGUUAAUGAGAUUUUAUGAACCAGAUUAAGGAGUGAUAACAAUAAAUGGUAUAGAUAUUACAGAUUAUGAUAUCAGAUAUAUUCGAAGACAAUUUGGUAUAGUAUCAUAAGAACCAGUUUUGUUUAAUGGUUCAAUAAGAGAGAAUAUUUAAUAUAAUCUACCUUCUAUUACUAUAGAGCAAAUAGAAAAUGCAGCUAAGAAAGCGAAUGCUUAUGAUUUUAUAGUCAAAAACUAAUUUGAAGAAACCUAAGUUGAAUAAAAGGGAAAUGAAAAAUAAAGAGGAUAAGGAUUCGAAAGAUAAGUUGGACCUAAAGGAGCAUAAAUCUCAGGUGGAUAAAAAUAAAGAAUUGCAAUAGCUAGAGCUAUUCUUAGAGAUUCAAAUCUUUUAUUACUUGAUGAAGCAACUAGCGCUUUAGAUGCUGCUAGUGAAUAAUUAGUAUAGGAUAGUUUAAAUAAACUUAUGGAAUCAAAAACUACUGUUGCUAUUGCUCAUAGAAUUUCAACUAUCAAAGUAUUUAAUUAUUUAAAUUUAUUAGGAUUCUGAUGUUAUAUAUGUCUUCGAAGAUGGUAAAAUCGUUGAAGAAGGUAAUUACUAAAAAUUAGUUGGUCUCAAAGGUGCAUUCUACAGAUUAGAAUAAGGAAUUGCUAAAUGAUUUAAAUUUUUAUAUUGUUAUUUAAAGUUAUUUUUAAUAUAAACA
This is a messenger RNA of Paramecium sonneborni, 4153 nucleotides long. The record is from the annotation of a GenBank genome assembly. Lineage: Eukaryota; Ciliophora; Oligohymenophorea; Peniculida; Parameciidae.